This is a messenger RNA of Urocitellus parryii (Arctic ground squirrel), 2812 nucleotides long. It is a transcript of the gene Ercc4, whose product is annotated as ERCC excision repair 4, endonuclease catalytic subunit. Gene Ontology annotation, cellular component: nucleotide-excision repair factor 1 complex. Gene Ontology annotation, molecular function: single-stranded DNA binding; damaged DNA binding; single-stranded DNA endonuclease activity. The record is from RefSeq and is a predicted model, not a curated record. Gene Ontology annotation, biological process: resolution of meiotic recombination intermediates; double-strand break repair via homologous recombination; nucleotide-excision repair involved in interstrand cross-link repair. Lineage: Eukaryota; Metazoa; Chordata; Mammalia; Rodentia; Sciuridae.
UCGGCUCUUUCCGCCUUCAUUCGGCCGCGGCCCGGGAAGGGCGCCCAUGGAGCCGGGAUUGCCGGCUCGACGGAUAGCCAUGGCGCCGCUGUUGGAGUAUGAGAGGCAGCUGGUAUUGGAACUGCUCGACACGGACGGGCUGGUCGUGUGCGCCCGCGGGCUCGGCGCAGAUCGGCUCCUCUACCAUUUCCUCCGGCUGCACUGCCACCCGGCCUGCUUGGUGCUGGUGCUCAACACGCAGCCGGCCGAGGAGGAGUAUUUUAUCAGUCAGCUGAAGAUAGAAGGAGUUGAACACCUCCCUUGCCGAGUGACAAAUGAAAUCGCAAGUAACAAUCGCUAUGAGGUUUACACAAGAGGCGGUGUCAUAUUUGCAACAAGUCGAAUACUGGUGGUUGAUUUCUUAACUGACAGAAUACCUUCAGAUUUAAUAACUGGCAUCUUGGUGUACAGAGCCCACAGGAUAAUCGAGUCUUGCCAGGAAGCAUUCAUCCUGCGUCUCUUUCGCCAAAAAAACAAACGUGGUUUCAUCAAAGCUUUCACAGACAACGCCGUGGCCUUUGAUACUGGUUUCUGUCACGUGGAAAGAGUGAUGAGAAAUCUUUUUGUGAAGAAGCUCCACCUAUGGCCAAGGUUCCAUGUGUCCGUCCACUCAUUCUUAGAGCAGCACAAGCCUGAGGUGGUGGAGAUCCAUGUUUCCAUGACACCUGCCAUGCUCGCCAUCCAGACGGCCAUCCUGGACAUCCUAAAUGCAUGUCUCAAGGAGCUGAAGAGCCACAACCCAACUCUUGAAGUGGAAGAUUUAUCUUUAGAAAACGCUAUUGGGAAACCUUUCGACAAGACAAUCCGCCAUUAUCUGGACCCCUUGUGGCACCAGCUUGGAGCCAAGACCAAAUCCUUGGUUCAGGAUUUAAAGAUACUGAGAACUUUGCUACAGUAUCUCUCUCAGUACGACUGUGUCACAUUUCUUAACCUCCUGGAAUCUCUGAGAGCAACGGAGAAGGCUUUUGGUCAGAAUUCAGGUUGGCUGUUUCUUGACUCCAGCACCUCAAUGUUCGUAAAUGCUCGAGCAAGGGUUUAUCAUGUUCCAGAUGCCAAAAUGAGUAAAAAAGGCAAAAUGCCUGAAAAAACAGAGAUGAAAGAAGGGCAAGAAUCAAAAAAGGAACUGGUCCUAGAAAAGAACCCCAAGUGGGAGGCACUGACUGAAGUACUGAAAGAAAUUGAGGCCGAAAAUAAGGAGAGCGAAGCCCUUGGUGGCCCAGGCCAGGUGCUCAUCUGCGCCAGCGACGAGCGCACGUGCGCCCAGCUGCGGGACUACCUGACUGCGGGCGCCGAGGCCUUCUUGCUGAGGCUCUACAGGAAGACCUUCGAGAAGGACAGCAAGGCUGAAGAGGUGUGGAUGAGAUUCAGAAAGGAGGACGGCUCCAAGAGAGCCGUGAAAGCCCACAAAAGACCCAAAGAGCCCCAGAACAAAGACCGGGCCUCUGCCAAAGACAGGGGUCUCAAGAAGAAGAAGCGAAAGCUGACGCUGACGCAGRUGAUCGGAAAGUCGGAGGAACUGGAAGAGGCCGCGGACGUGGAGGAAGGUUACCGCAGAGAAGCGGGCCGCAGCCCGGAGAGUGGCGAGGAGGAGGUGAAGCACGAAGCCUUCGAUGUCCAUCUGUCCUCGGAUGCCGCCUACGGGAUCCUCAAGGAGCCGCUCACCAUCAUCCACCCACUGCUGGGCUGCAGUGACCCGUACGCGCUGACCAGGGUGCUGCACGAAGUGGAGCCGCGGUACGUGGUGCUCUACGACGCAGAGCUCACCUUUGUCCGGCAGCUGGAAAUCUACAGGGCCAGCAGGCCCGGGAAACCUCUGAGGGUUUACUUUCUCAUAUAUGGAGGUUCCACAGAAGAGCAACGCUAUCUCACCGCUCUGAGGAAAGAAAAGGAAGCUUUUGAAAAACUCAUAAGGGAAAAGGCGAGCAUGGUCAUCCCUGAAGAGAGAGAAGGCCGAGACGACACCAACCUGGACCUUGCAAGAGGCACAGCAUCAACAAAUGCGUCCACCGACACCCGCAAAGCCGGUGGCCAAGAACAGAACGGCGUGCAGCAGAGCAUAGUAGUGGACAUGCGCGAGUUUCGCAGUGAGCUGCCCUCCCUGAUCCACCGCCGGGGCAUCGACAUUGAGCCGGUGACUCUGGAGGUGGGCGACUACAUCCUGACCCCGGAGAUGUGCGUGGAGCGCAAGAGCAUCAGCGACCUGAUCGGCUCCCUGAACAACGGCCGCCUCUACAGCCAGUGCGUGUCCAUGUCCCGCUACUACAAGCGCCCGGUGCUGCUCAUCGAGUUCGACCCGAGCAAGCCCUUCUCCCUCACGUCCCGCGGUGCCUUGUUCCAGGAGAUCUCCAGCAGCGACGUCAGCUCCAAACUCACCCUUCUCACGCUGCACUUCCCCAGGCUGCGGCUUCUCUGGUGCCCGUCCCCCCACGCCACCGCCGAGUUGUUCGAGGAACUGAAACAAAACAAGCCGCAGCCCGAUGCGGCCACGGCCCUGGCGGUCACGGCCGAUUCCGAAACCCUCCCCGAGUCGGAGAAGUACAACCCCGGCCCCCAAGACUUCUUGUUAAAAAUGCCCGGAGUGAACGCCAAAAACUGCCACUCCUUGAUGAACCACGUGCAGAACAUCGCAGAGUUGGCCACCCUGUCCCUGGACAAGCUCACGGGCCUCCUGGGGCACGCUGCCAACGCCAAGCAGCUGUACGAGUUCCUGCACACCCCCUACGCCGAAGUCGUGUCUAAAGGGAAGGUGAAAAAGUGAGCAGUCCUGUCGCCC